AUGGACAGCGCAAAGAAAAAGACAAACGGCGUCCAUGCGAAUGCUACCCACGAUGAGUCCCACGUCCUACACAACUCACUCAAUUCGAAACCCCCCACGGUCGCGUCUGCCACGGGUUCUUACAUGACAAUGUCGACGGGCCAGCGCGUGCUAGAUGCCUGCACGGGUGCCGCUGUUGCUAUUAUUGGUCACAAUGAUCCCGACGUGAAGGCCGCCGUUAUGGAGCAAAUGUCCAAAGUCUGCUACACGCACACAGUUGCUUUUACCACAGUUGCUGCAGAGGAGUUGGCUGACGAUAUCCUUGGUGGAAACCCCUACGGACUAAGCCGUGCAUUUUUUGUCUGCUCAGGCAGCGAGGCAAUGGAUUCGGCUCUCAAGCUCGCCCGUCAGUACUAUGUUGAGAUUGGUCAACCUGGCCGAACUCAUAUCGUGGCUAGAGAGCGAGCGUAUCAUGGCAAUACAGUUGCGGCCAUGAGUGUUGGGAGCCAUGUUUCCAGAAGGGCCCCGUUCGAGAAGGCCUUGAUGCUCGAAAAUGUGAGCUUCGUGAGUCCAACAUACGCCUACCGGCAUCAGCACCCCAAUGAGUCCGAAGAAGGGUAUGCCUCAAGGCUAGUUCUGGAGCUAGAUGAGCAUUUUCAGGCUCAUGGUCCAGAAAACGUCAUGGCCUUCGUCUCCGAGCCCGUCGGCGGUGCAACAGCUGGAUGCCUCACGGCGCCCAAAGGGUACUAUCAAGGCGUCCGUCGUCUAUGUGACCAGUAUGGCAUUUUACUCAUCUUUGACGAAGUGAUGUGCGGCAGCGGAAGAACGGGCACAUAUUUUGCCUUUGAACAAGAGGGUGAGGGUGUGUACCCCGACCUCAUUACCAUGGGCAAGGGACUUGGCGGAGGCUUCGCCCCAAUGGGUGCAGUUCUUGUUCAUGACAAAAUCAUCAAAGGCUUCCAAAAGGGAAGCGCUUGGUUCGUGCAUUCCCAUACCUAUCAAGCCCAUGGAGUAGGUUGCGCUGCCGCUCUCGCCGUUCAAAAGGUGCUUCGCCGGGACCGUCUUAUAGAGCGGAGUGCGACCAAGGGCAAUUGGCUCCGAGGCGCACUCGUGCGUACAUUCGGUGAUCGCAAGUACGUCGGUGAGAUUCGCGGCAAGGGAUUGUUCUGGGGCAUCGAGUUUGUGAAGGACAAAGCGACCAAAGAGCCGUUUGAGCCUAGCCUCCGCUUUACUUGGCGCAUAGUAGAUGAGGCACUACGACGGGGACUCUCUGUCUACCCAGGAGCCGGGACCGCCGACGGAUUCAAAGGUGACCACAUCAUUAUCGCUCCAGCAUACAACAUGUCGGACGACGAGUUUGAUGAAAUGCUACGUUUGCUGAAGGAUACAUACGAAGUCGUCGAGAUGGAAGUAAUAGCUCUUGUUGAUGCCGUAUAA
This is a messenger RNA of Akanthomyces muscarius, 1416 nucleotides long. RefSeq lists its product as uncharacterized. Gene Ontology annotation, cellular component: cytosol. The record is from RefSeq and is a predicted model, not a curated record. Gene Ontology annotation, molecular function: transaminase activity; pyridoxal phosphate binding. Lineage: Eukaryota; Fungi; Ascomycota; Sordariomycetes; Hypocreales; Cordycipitaceae. Bases 1 to 1416 code for a protein of 471 amino acids. The transcript has a single exon.